Molecule: messenger RNA, 934 nt
Organism: Taeniopygia guttata (zebra finch)
Lineage: Eukaryota; Metazoa; Chordata; Aves; Passeriformes; Estrildidae
Gene: BAD
Product: BCL2 associated agonist of cell death
Biological process (GO): apoptotic process
Source: RefSeq, a predicted model, not a curated record
GGUUUUGGGGCAAAAGCGAUUUUUUGGGGGUUCAAUUUCGGCCUUUUCUCGUUCCCCCCCCCCCAGCCGCUCAGUGGCUCCACCCCCUUUUUCCCGCCGCCGCCAUCUUGGCCGCGGGCACGCGAGGCCGCGCGAGGCCACGCCCACUCGCGGGCAACGCUGGGGGCGUGGCCGGGGCUGUGACGCAAGAGGGAGCCCCGGCGCUGAUUGGCCGGCGGCGCUGUCAAUCACGCGGGUGACGCGGCCGGGCCGAGCGCGGCGGAGCCGAGCCCCCUCCCCGCGGAUGCUCCGGCUGGACGAGACCCCCGAGGAUCGCGGCUCCCCUCCCCCCUCGCCCUGGGGGGGCUCCCCCUCCCCCAGCCAGCCCGGGACCCCCUCCCCAGAGGCGCGGCCCCGGCUGCUGUCGGAGCGGGGGGGGGGCGGGGGGCGGCGGGGACCCCCAAAUCGGGGCCCCCCCCGGGGACCCCCCCCCGGCCCGCGGCCGCUCCCGCUCCGCCCCCCCCGUGCUCUGGGCAGCGCAGCGCUACGGGCGGCGGCUGAGGAGGAUGAGCGACGAGUUCCAGCUCCAGGUGCUGCCGCGGCCCCGCAGUGUCGGGGGGGCUCCCCCGGGGGGGGGCGGCUGGCGCGAGACCCUCCGGGCCUGGUGGGGGUCCCGACGGCCCCGCCCCGCCCCCCCCGGCCCCCCCCCCUGACCGACCCCCCCCCCAAAAACCUCAUCUGGGGCGGGGGGCCCCGAAAUGCUGCAGGGAAUGGGGGGGGGGGCAAUAAAAAUGGGGGGUUUUGUAGAAAAAUUGAGGGUUUUGGGUUUUUUUUGGGGGGGUUGAAUCAAGGGACCCCCCCCGGGUUAAUGGGAGCGACCCCCAAAAUUGGGGAGGGGGGGCUGGAAUGAGAUCCCCCCCAAAAAAAAGGAAAAAAAAAGGAGGAAAAGGAGGAG